GGCAUCACAAAGGAGGAUAAGGUGAAGUAUGGCUUCAAGAAGGCGGAGAUGGGGAAGGAGACUUUAGUGGGAACGGUUGGAGGGUUUGAUCGCCACCUCUUCUCAUGCUACAAGUCUCCAGAUGUAUGGCCCUCUCAUCUUGAAUCAACGGAGUUUGAUCGCCUCCCUGGACACGGCAUCGCCUCUCUCAAGGACAGCAAGGAUGAUAUCAACAAAUGGGUAACUACUCGGAGCACUUUCUACUUUUAUUUUUCAACAUCCCAUCUUAGUUUGGAUGCUUGUUAUCUUAUCAUCUAUAAGAUUUAUGCUGAGGUUCAUUUUCUCACUACAUCUUCUCCAUACUCAUUUAACCAUAUAUGGUGGUGAGGAUGGUACUGAGUCAUCUAAUGGAGAUGUUUUGAUCUUUCCAGACAUUAUUAGAUAUCGGUUUGCUAACUGAAAGCCAUUAUCUUGUAUUUUAAAACACUCUUGGAUGUCGAUA
Dioscorea cayenensis subsp. rotundata (Guinea yam) is the source of this 481-nucleotide messenger RNA. RefSeq lists its product as uncharacterized. The coding region runs from base 49 to 366 and encodes 105 amino acids. The record is from RefSeq and is a predicted model, not a curated record. The transcript is spliced from 2 exons. NCBI's taxonomy places the organism in Eukaryota, Viridiplantae, Streptophyta, Magnoliopsida, Dioscoreales, Dioscoreaceae.